AAGCAACAACCUCCUAGCCUAAAUUCCUAGAAAACCGUCCCACCAUGGCAACAAAGACAUACGACGCGUCUAACCUCAAAACAUACGGCAGCGCAGCCGCGGGACACGACGGCGUUCUCAGCGACGAAUCAGGCGGUGUAGUGGUAAAACCAUGCACGGCUGCCGAAAUCACCUUCUACGAGUCCCUCAGCGCACACCCCGAUCUCGCGCGCCACCUCCCCACGUACAUGGGCCAGCUGUCUCUCUCGGCUGACCAGGCCGCAGCAACAGAAAGCGUUGAGAGCGGGACCAUACAAACCGCCGACGGCACCAUUGAGCGAUUGCACGGCAAAAAGCUCGCCACGGACCUACACAUCGUACUUGAGAACAUCACACACGGAUUCAAGAAGCCGAAUGUGCUAGAUCUAAAACUCGGCGCGCAGUUGUGGGACGAGGCUGCGAAACCGGAGAAGAGAGCGCGACUAGAUGCUGUGAGUAAGGAGACGACGAGUGGCAGUCUAGGCUUCAGGAUAGCUGGCAUGCGCACGUACAAGGGCGCUGAGGUACCAGAUGUUCCCGAUGAGCUGAAAGAGUUUGUCGAGGCAGAUAAGCAGGAGGGAUACUGGGUAUACAACAAGAUGUACGGACGCAAGUUCAACACCGAAGACAUCAACGAGGGCUUCAAGGACUACAUCUUCCCCGGCACCCAGUCAGAAGCGGAGCUCGAUAGGGCGAGGGAGGUGCUCGCCUACUUCCUGGGUGAGGUAAAAGAUAUCCAAGAAGUCUUUGAGAGCAAAGAGAGCAGAAUGUACAGCGCAAGUAUACUCCUCGUUUACGAGGGCGACGUGGAAGAAUAUGCAAACACGAAGCAAAAGCUACGAUCUGCGCACCCUGUGGACGAGGAUGAGGAUGACGAGGAGACGCUGCCUAAGCUGGCUGAAGUCAAGAUGAUUGAUUUCGCUCACGCUACGUGGACUCCAGGACAGGGGCCCGACGAAAAUGCGCUCCAGGGUAUGAGGAGUACGGCCAAGAUAUUGAAGGAUUUGCUGGACAAAGCCCACAAGGACUAGAGCUUGGGGCUACGUUGUUGUGCGAUUUGUACAGUAUAGACGGAGUAUACCCUAGAUAUCAUUACACGGAUUGAAGAUAGCCCACUUUCCACAACACAACCACCAUCCAACCAUUUCA
Messenger RNA from Pyrenophora tritici-repentis Pt-1C-BFP, 1167 nucleotides. RefSeq names its product inositol hexaphosphate kinase 3. Gene Ontology annotation, cellular component: cytoplasm; nucleus. Gene Ontology annotation, biological process: phosphatidylinositol phosphate biosynthetic process; inositol phosphate biosynthetic process. NCBI's taxonomy places the organism in Eukaryota, Fungi, Ascomycota, Dothideomycetes, Pleosporales, Pleosporaceae. Gene Ontology annotation, molecular function: inositol hexakisphosphate kinase activity; inositol-1,4,5,6-tetrakisphosphate 3-kinase activity; inositol-1,4,5-trisphosphate 3-kinase activity. The record is from RefSeq and is a predicted model, not a curated record.